Molecule: messenger RNA, 2396 nt
Organism: Macrobrachium nipponense
Lineage: Eukaryota; Metazoa; Arthropoda; Malacostraca; Decapoda; Palaemonidae
Product: inactive histone-lysine N-methyltransferase 2E-like
Exons: 2
Coding region: 456-2396 (646 amino acids)
Source: RefSeq, a predicted model, not a curated record
GAAAAAGACAAGCAUUAAGACAUUACGGAAUUACAUGGUAAAUACUACGUCUCGACUGAUAAAGCGGCAGAAAUAAGGAAUAGAAAUGUAUAGAAAAAUAUAGAAAAAUAUUCGUUGGAACAUUUCUCUUAUCUAGAAUAUUUUAACAAUAGCUGUAGUUUUAGCUAUACUGAGUGGAUGAAAUGUAAAGACAGUGCUUAGGCGCCUGUGAAAAGUUAUGGUGCCAUUCCAUGGCACGAGUUCAUGAUCAUUAAAAUGUCGUUUAGUGUGUGUUUGGUGUUCUGUGUCUAAAAAUGUAAUGUCUGAAUAAGAAGCCGUUGUCUGUCCGAUAGAUUAGCGAGGUAGUGAUCUGUGUUUCGUGUGCAUUUUCCGCUUAUUAAAAGUGAAUAUGAGGGAAGCCAACGGUUGAUGUGUGAUGUGCUGGCUUCCUCCUGCCAUCUCAUCACCACCGCGCCAUGAUGGCGCUGUUUGGGAUGGUUUGGCUUCUUAAGGUGCGUAAACACCUCCGUCAUUGUGCUCACUGCAGAGCUCACUUGAGGACAUGCUCCCAGUGCCGGGCAAGGCCUUCUCCUUCCCUCCCGUCCAUCGUCAAUUCGAGGGACUCGACCAAAGAGUCCUGCGCUCAGGACACCGCUUCUCAAACGUCGCCCCCUGAGCAGGAAAGGACCCGAAUCACUCUCGACCUUGUGGCUCACAGGCCUCCUCCUAGGGGUGGGGAGGAUAGUGACACCGAUGGAGUGAACGGUAGUGACGGCGAUCAUGAAAUAACUAGAGAUGAAAAGAGAGAUAAUAAUGGCACCGAUGAAAGGACCGCUGGGGAGGAACUCGAGGCUGUGGGCGGCUCUGAUGACUGCAAUGGAGAAAAUAAUGAGAUUCAGUUCAUUUACGGAGGUCGAGUGUCCCCUUCUCUGCCAACUCCGCCACCGCCCCCGGUUCGCAGUCCCGCCGUGUCCCCCCGUCGGCCUCACGAUCCACCCGUGAAUGUUGCUCAGGAACCCUGUGACAGUGAAGCCAGAUCUUUGGCCAGCCGUGUUUGUACCAUGUAUGGCCAGGAGCCUAACAGAACGGACUCCGCAAGGGAGAGACGAAAGUCCUUCGGGUCCACUAAAAGACGGAGUCUUUCAGGUAUGGAUGAGCUCGACCAGGGUGACAGUGCUAAUGCAAGGACGUCCACGUUGCCCCGACAAAGCUCAACUGGAAGUGGGUACAGAUUUUGCUACACUCCAGGUCAUACUCACCCUUACGCUUGUCCUCCUCUGGCUGGUUCCACUCCACAUCUGCCUCAUCUCACUCAGAAUAACCAAAAUAGUAAAUCUGUUCAGGAUAGCAGAGCAGACCCCCUACUACCUGCUUCCACCCAACAGCAUACCGCUCACCCAGGCCACCCACCCACCAUAGUUCACCCUUCCCUAGAGGCUCACCAGCAACAAACCCUGCCAGUGGUUCAUCCCCUUCCCCAUCAUCCUCGAGAUGUUCCCCAAGUUACCUUAGAUCCCCGCCUUCUCCCGAUGGAUUCCUUAGAAGGAGCCUAUGGAGGAUCAGACUCGAGUCGCAGUUCCCACAGUGGCUCACGUAGUUCUUACAGUGACCACAGUCUGCCUCCGCCACUGCCAUUCUCAGAGGGUGCUAUUCAUUACCUUCCCACUCCUCCCCCACCAAGUGCUCACAUCCUGGCCCCUAACACUGCUCAUACUCAGUAUCAUCCUUCAUCAAACAAUGAUCAGUGGAUGGGACGAGAAGCUGUUGGGUACAGCUUGCAGAAGAGUGACAGGGAGCUAGCAGAGUAUCGGCAGCCACAGUACAGUGAUGGUGUGUGGUCCAUACCCACGAGUUCAACCACCACGACCUUUUUGGGUGCUGAGUACCCACGUUACGACCCGACGACUGUCCCUGGCAGGGAUCGACGACCAUUCUCACACUACGAUCUCUAUUACGACGCCCAGGUUGAUAGUCACGGCACCUCCUCCUCCUCCCCUCGCCAAGGACAUGGCACUCUUCCAAGGUCCCAUAGUACCUCGUCCUCCAGGAGCCACCAUCGAUCUCCCGUAAGGGGGUCUCAUUCGCGCAGUCCUAGCAGGCAUCGAGCUGGGAAGCUUGAUCUGCUGGAGGCCUGCGGUGGUGUUGAUGGCCACAGGCUCUGCGACAGCGGAAGAGGGAAUUGGGACCAUGGGGGAGGAGGAGUAGCAGCAACGGCUUCUGGUGGCGAUGGCCUUCCUCCCCCUCCUGUAGACUGGGGUGCUUCAGGUGCUAGUUCACGAACACCAUUCUGUGCCCUUCACGGAUACGGAAGAAAUAAAGGUAAGUGGUUACGCGUCCCAGCUGUGGUAAGUGAUUCUUGGGCGUUGUAUAGAAAAGGCAUCUUUAAGACCACUGGACGUCAUGUUACAGAAGGGUAA